AUGAAGAGUAAACAUUAUGAGAAGGUCGACAACUUUGUUGAAAGGUUCUCCCCUUUUGUUUUGAAGUACGAAUUCACUCAAGGUCAAAGUGGCUUAGUAACCACAUUAAAACCUAUUGUCGAACAUUGGUCUUACCCUCAGUUCGCAAAAGCAGUCCUUGACGAGUACAACAAAUUCUUCUCCGAAGUCAAAUCCAAAGUCAAGGUUUACUAUGAGAACAUUGACGCACUCAUGACGAACGAAGAAGGCUAUAACAAACUCAUUGAAAUGGGAAUGGUCGGUGAAAAGAUGGGCUGUUUUAAGCUAGACAAGGUAUUUUCCGAAGUUCAUGUCCUCUCCAAGCGUAAGUACUGGGGCAUACUUGAAGACGGCACAGAAAUAAAACAUUGCAUGAAGUAA
Trichomonas vaginalis G3 is the source of this 399-nucleotide messenger RNA. Its product is annotated as DNA/RNA polymerases family. The coding region runs from base 1 to 399 and encodes 132 amino acids. The record is from RefSeq and is a predicted model, not a curated record. Lineage: Eukaryota; Parabasalia; Trichomonadida; Trichomonadidae. The transcript has a single exon.